Molecule: messenger RNA, 3207 nt
Organism: Seminavis robusta
Lineage: Eukaryota; Bacillariophyta; Bacillariophyceae; Naviculales; Naviculaceae
Source: the annotation of a GenBank genome assembly
AUGGACUCUGCGGCGUAUCAACCCGUGUUGGGCAGCACGAAUGCCUUGGUGAUGGAGGAGGAUCAAGACAUGGGCGAACAAUUUCACGAUGAACCUAGCAAUACUCACAAUCGAGUGGAACCGUUGGAAUUGGGAGAAAUCGACGACACUACUACAAUUAUUAGGACGACUACGAGCAUGGACGACGCCAUGGUGUGGCCGCACAUUUCCUUGGCCGUGACGAUUUGGUUUGUAGUUCCCGUCUUGGCGGCCGGUAUGGUAUUGGCAUUUUCCAUUUCCGGUCGCAUUUGGACGUGUGUCUUGUUUUCACUGCACAUGACCUUGUCGCUCUUCAAGGCGCGUUGGCACAAUCACGAAUUGAUUCAAUUAGACAAACUCAACUACAACAGCAAUGACAACAACAACAAAAAACAAGACGACCAAUUUACUAAUUAUCAAGAUGAUGAUGCUCACGAAUAUGGAGAAGACGCCAACGGAUACAACUCGCAGCAACAGCAAGGUCGUCACUAUCAUCACCCCCCAUCCAAGGGACUUGUCUAUUUUUGGAUGACAUCGCUGCCCUCUCUAAUGGACAUUGUUCUCUUUGGAUUAGUCUACCCCGCCAUUGCCGUUGGAUUCCGACCCUUCUUUGUCGAAUCCGAUGGCACUGUCGUCAUCGAAUGGACCCAUCAUUGGAGAACCUUGACAGUGGCCACCACCAUUGGCUGGAUCAUUUUCACCUGUCGCGUCCUCGUCGGAGCACGCAUGCUGCUUCACAGCAUACCCGCAUCCACCUACUAUUUGACCACCACCUAUUACACCUGUACAUCCAUUCCUCUUUUGGGCACAUGUGUCCGGUGCGGCAAUCUACAGAUUUGGAGACGCAUCAAACGCUGUUUCCGUGCUCCGCCAAGACCCAGAAUUUGCUGGCAAAUCAUGACAUUUGUACUCACUCUCUCAUCGACGUGUUUUCUCGGAUGGACUAUCUUCUCACUCAUUGUCCACUUUGGACCCUUUGAACCAGCACAACCACAAGAUUCUACAACCCACAAUACGCUUUGCAAUCCACUCGAUACCACCGAAUGCUCGUUCCCCUUUCCCUCCAUGCAUCACCUCAAAGUCGACACAACCACAGAAACGGGAUAUCGUGUCAAUCUACAUCCCGACACAUUUCCCACACUCAAAGGACGCAUCCCUCUUUCGCCCGAAUUCCUCAACUCUUUGGAUGGAUUCAGUACGGCCGGACCACUCCUCUUUUAUUUGGAGGGUAUGAAGGAAUCCCAUGAAGAAUACCUCCAACAAGUCCAACAGAAUGAACUACUCAAAACACAACCAAAACCAGGAGUGACGCGAUUACGGGGACACGAAGAAUUGGAUUGGUCCAUUACACCCUAUUCCACAACCCUCCUAUUAGAUGUCGAUGCCCGUGAAUUGGUACCGCACAGUGCCGAAAUUGAUUAUCUCGAUCCACAACGACCACUGGUCAUGGUAUAUCCCGCCGCACCACUCAAACACAAGACCCAUUAUGCACUGGCCGUCAUUAAUGCCACGGAUGCCAAUGGACAACGGUUGCCACCCACACCGGGAAUGAUGGAUCUGUUUCAACAACAACAAGGCGAUGGCAACAAACAGUUGGAUCGAAUCAAACACAAAGUAUUGCCGGCAUUGGAAGGGGCCACACACAGUACCGUGUCCGCCAAUGAUCACAAACACGAUUGGGGUGGUCCGUUUGGAUCCUACUUGCGAUCUAGAGAUCCGGGGUCGUUGCAAUUGCUGUUUGAUUUUGUCACGGCCAGUAAAACCACGCAAAUUGGACCUGUUCGAGCCGUACGGGAUGCGACAUUACAGUACAUUGACAAGGAAUGGGAUCAACCGUGGAAACUAGACAAUCAUGUGCGAGCCAUUCGGAUUGUCGAAGGAACGUGUCGCGACUCCACCUAUCCCUUGGCACGCACCAUUCACGGUGAACUCGAUGUCCCGUGGUUCAUGACGGGGUUUGGUCCGGGACAACGCGAUGCCACGUUGGAUGCCGCGGCCGUACAAUCGGGGGUUCCCACCACCAUUGGCAAGGCCAAAUUCGUCGUACACAUCCCCUGUUCCUUGAAAGAGUCGGCAUUGUCGCAUACUACUACACCGGCGAACAAGAUCAACAAGAAUGCCACAGCACAACCACUACGGGCCGUGAUGGAAUUUGGUCACGGACUGUUUUUCAAUCGACAAGAAUCGGGAGAGUCCUUUUUGAUCCAAAUGGCCCAUGAGAAUGGAUACAUUAUCACGGCCAUGGAUUGGAGAGGCAUGAGUCAAUACGAUUAUCCACUGGUGUUGCGAACCAUGUUGGCAAAACCGUCCCUGUUUGAAUCCAUAAGGGACAAUAUCAUUCAAGGAUACGCCAACAAGUUUGCCUUGCAACACUUUACUCGUCAUGGCAUGCUGGAGUUGCCGUGGUUUCAGUUUUCUCAUGAACACGACGACAGUGAAGGCGUUGCGACGCACGUCAUACCACAAUCCUUUGAUCCAUUGGAAGAUCCCAAUCUUCCCAAAGGCGAAGGAACUACCGAUGGGUUCAUUCCAUCCGUCUUUUAUGGCAUUUCCCAGGGAGGAAUCUUGGGCGCUGGAUAUUUGAGUUUGUCGGGCCCCACGGGGUUGAUUGCAAGAGGAGCAUUGGGUGUUCCGGGCACGCCAUUCUCUCUGAUCUUGUCUCGGUCUCUGCAAUUUGUGGGCUACGAUCUGGCAUUGUUACUAAACUUUUACAACAACCGACACGUUCGCAUCUUCCUGAGUCUAGCUCAAAUGUGCUGGGAUUCCGUCGAGGCGUCGGGAGUCCUGGGUCUUCCCCUGGACGAACCAGUGCCCCCUGCUAUCUUGCAGGCUGGUUUGGGCGACCCCAUUGUCCCGAGUCUUGCGGCAGAACGAUUGGCACGAGCCAUGGACGCCAAGAUCUUGCCCCACAAUCCACGCGGUCCACUUUACGGCAUUCCCCAGGCCCAGGCUGCCGAUGCCAAUCAACCUGGACCAAGGACUGCCCUCACUGAAAUGCUGUAUCAAAAAGACUACGAAGCGCUUCCAGUAGACGACGAGUUGAAGUCCAAAGGUGGCCGCGUCCACCUGUGUGUUCGACUAGAACCAGUUCUACAGCAUCAACUCAACGUCUUUUUCCAAAGUGGCCGAACGAUCGAUCCGUGUGCUACAAACAAAACAGCCUGCGUACGGGAAAAGGCGAUUUGCUAA